Molecule: messenger RNA, 381 nt
Organism: Aureobasidium musti
Lineage: Eukaryota; Fungi; Ascomycota; Dothideomycetes; Dothideales; Saccotheciaceae
Source: the annotation of a GenBank genome assembly
AUGUCAGCUUCACAACGUGGAGACAGAGGCGGCGGUCGUGGUGGUCGCGGUCGAGGAGACAGCAACCGAGGAGGCCCUUCCAAUCGUGGAGACUUCGCUGGUGGCCGUGGCGGCCAUGCUCCGAGAGGAGGCGGCCAUAGUGAUCGGGGCGGUGCUUCGUCACGAGGCGAUCGUGGCGGUGGCUCUUUCCGGGGAGAUCGUGGUGGCUCCACGCGAGGUGAUCGUGGCGGUGGUUCCUAUCGAGGAGACCGUGGUGCUUUUCAGGACCGUGGUCGAGGUGGUGGCUUUCAAGACCGUGGUCGAGGUGGUGGUGGACGUGGCCGAGGAGGCUUCACGCUCCCAAUUCACUCCGGACCUCCCAACAACAGCAUCUUCCUGUAA